Acanthosepion pharaonis is the source of this 1995-nucleotide messenger RNA. The record is from the annotation of a GenBank genome assembly. Lineage: Eukaryota; Metazoa; Mollusca; Cephalopoda; Sepiida; Sepiidae.
AUGUCAAAGCCAUCAUCUUCGUCCAUCGUCCGGUAUUAUUUCUUGUUUUUUCGCUUGUCUGGACAGAGACUUUUGUUCAUUUUGGACUUCUUUUACUCUUGGAGGACAUCUUUUUUUUUUAUUCGUUUUCCCUCUGAAUCCAAUACCAUUUUUCGGAUUUCUACAUUUAUAGUUUCUUCUUUUUCCUUUUCUUUUUUCUUUCGUACUUUUAAUUUUUUGCCUUGUUAUUUUUACUUCUUCUUUUCUCUUUCUUUUUCUUUUCUUUUUCCUUUUUUCUGCAUUUGUUGUUCGUUUUAUUUCUUCUUUUUUCUCUAUUUUCUUUCUUUUUCAUCUUACUACUUUUCCUUCUUUCUUUCCUUUUUUUUCUUUCAUUCAUCCCUUUUUCUUCUUCUUCUUCUUCCUCUUCAUUUACACAAUGUUUUUAUUUUUUUCCUCUUUAACUGUUCAUUUUUCUCUUCGUUUUCUUUUUGUCAUUCAUUUCUUUUCUCAUUUAGUUUUAUUUUAAGCAGCAUGUCUUACAUCUUCCUUCUGUUCAAAUCUAUCUAUCUAUCUAUCUAUCUAUCUAUCUAUCUAUCUAUCUAUCUAAGUCCCUUCACAUCUAUCUAUCUAUCUAUCUAUCUAUCUAUCUAUCUAUCUAUCUCAGUCUUUUCACAUCUAUCUAUCUAUCUAUCUAUCUAUCUAUCUCAGUCUGUUCAUUAUCUAUCUAUCUAUCACUCUCUUCACAUCUAUCUAUCUAUCUAUCUAUCUCAGUCUGUUCAUAUCUAUCUAUCUAUCUAUCUAUCUAUCUAUCUAUCUCAGUCUCUUCAUAUCUAUCUAUCUAUCUAUCUAUCUAUCUAUCUAUCUAUCUAUCUAUCUCAGUCUCUUCCUAUCUAUCUAUCUAUCUAUCUAUCUAUCUAUCUAUCUAUCUAUCUAUCUAUCUAUCUAUCGUUUGUCAGGAACCUAGUCUUUUUCUCCAUUUCUGAUUUCUUUCAAUUUCUUUUCUCUUUCUCUCUCCCCCACUCUCUCUCUCUCAUUCUCCCUCACUCUCUCUCUUUCUCUCCUCUUCUCCCUCCCUCUCUUUCUCCCUCCCUCUCUCUCUCCCUUCUUCUGCCCCUCUCUCCGGCUAUCUUUCUUUCUUAUUUCUUUGGAUUUUUGAUUAAUUGUCGACCCAAUAUUUUCUUUUUGCCGCAAGCUUCAAUUCCGGCACCCAUAAUCUUCCCAAUUGCUGCUGCUGCUGCUGCUGCUGCUGUUGCUUCUUCUUCUUCUUCUUCUUCUUCUUCUUCUUCUUCUUCUUCUUCUUCUUCCUUCCUUCCUUCCUUCCUUCCUUCCUUCUUCUUCUUCUUCUUCUUCCUUCUUCUUCUUCUUCCUCCUUCUUCACCUUCUUCUUCUUCAACUUCGUCUUCUUCCUCCUCCUCCUCCCCCUUCUUUCUUCUUCUUCCCCUUUCACCUUCUUCUUCUUCAACUUCGUCUUCUUCUUCCUCCUCCUCCCCUUCUUUCUUCUUCUUCUUCCUCUUUCUCCUUCUUCCUCCUUCUUUUUCCUCCUCCUCCUUUUUCUUCUUCCUCCCUCUUCUUCCUCCUCCUCCUUCUUCCUCCUUCUUCCUCCCCUUCUUCUUCCUUCUUCCUCCUCCUCCUCCUUCUUCUUCUUCCUCCUUCUUUUUCUUCCUUCUUUUUCUUCUUCUUCCUUCUUCUUCUUCCUCCUCCUCCUUCUUUCUUCUUCUUUUUCUUCCUUCUUUUUCUUCUUCUUCCUCUUUCUUCUUCUUCCUCCUCCCCCUUCUUCCUCCUUCUUCUUCCUUCUUCCUCUUCCUCCUCCUUCUUCUUCCUCCUUCUUCUUCCUCCUUCUUUUUCUUCUUCUUCUUUUCUUUCUUCUUCCUCCUCUUUCUUCUUCUUCUUCUUCUUUGUUUAUUUAUUUCUUUUUCCCCUUUUUUCUCUAUUUUUCUUCUUCGCCUUGUUAUCUCAUUUUUCUUCGUUUCUUUUCCUAUUUUUUUCUUUUUCAUCUCUUUUUCCUUCCUUUCUUAA